Messenger RNA from Lemur catta (Ring-tailed lemur), 1656 nucleotides. It is a transcript of the gene COQ3, whose product is annotated as coenzyme Q3, methyltransferase. The coding region runs from base 5 to 1117 and encodes 370 amino acids. The record is from RefSeq and is a predicted model, not a curated record. Gene Ontology annotation, molecular function: 2-methoxy-6-polyprenyl-1,4-benzoquinol methyltransferase activity. Gene Ontology annotation, biological process: ubiquinone biosynthetic process. Lineage: Eukaryota; Metazoa; Chordata; Mammalia; Primates; Lemuridae. The transcript is spliced from 7 exons.
CGCGAUGUGGGGUGGCGGCAAGCUGAGCUAUAUCGGGGGUCGUUUUUUAGGAGUGCUUGGGCCUGGGUGCAGGAGCUCACAGGCCAAGCGUCCUCACUUAACCUCCUCGGCUGUUUAUUCAAAGAAUCAGCUCAGUUGGACUCUAGAAAUUAAACCAGGAGUUUUCAAUGAAUAUAGAACCAUGUGGUUCAAAUCCUAUAGGAUGACCUUUUCAUGUUUAAAUAAAAUGAACAGUUACAGGUACCCUUGGACAAGACUGUACAGUACCUCACAAAACACUGUGGACAACAGUGAGGUCAAAACCUUCCUGGCCCUGGCUCACAAGUGGUGGGACGAGCAGGGAGUAUAUGGGCCUCUUCAUUCUAUGAAUGACCUGAGGGUGCCAUUUAUUAGAGACAAUCUUUUGAAAACACUUCCUAAUCACCAGCCAGGAAAACCUUUGUCUGGGAUGAAGAUUCUUGACGUUGGCUGUGGUGGUGGAUUGUUAACUGAACCUCUAGGGCGGCUUGGGGCUUCAGUUACUGGAAUCGAUCCUGUGGAUGAGAACAUUAAAACAGCACAGUGCCAUAAAUCAUUUGAUCCAGUCCUGGAUCAGAGGAUAGAGUACAGAGCAUGUGCCCUCGAAGAGAUUGUGGAAGACACUGCAGAAACAUUUGAUGCCGUUGUAGCUUCUGAAGUUGUAGAACAUGUGCUUGAUCUAGAAACAUUUUUACAGUACUGCUGUCAAGUGUUAAAACCCGGUGGCUCUUUAUUCAUUACUACAAUCAACAAAACACAACUGUCCUAUGCCUUGGGAAUUGUUUUUUCAGAGCAAAUUGCAGGUAUUGUACCAAAAGGUACUCAUACUUGGGAGAAGUUUGUUUCACCCGAAAAGCUAGAGAGCAUUCUGGAACCAAAUGGUCUGUCAGUUCAAACUGUGGCAGGAAUGCUCUAUAACCCCUUCUCAGGUUACUGGCAUUGGAGUGAAAAUACCAGCCUUAACUAUGCAGCUCAUGCCGUGAAAUCCAGGGUACAGGAACACCCAGUGCCUGCUGAAUUUGUUUUAAAGGGGGAAACAGAACAGCUCCGAGCUAAUGCCUACGCCAGCCCAAGAAUGCAUGAAGAGAUGAAGAAAUAAAUCGUUUCUAGGGACUAUAGUCAUAUGGCUUGAAAGUCUGAUGUUUAUAAAUAUAAAAAGUAUGUAAUUUAUCCAUUAAGAGAGAAUCAUGAAGAAAGGGUCAAUAAAAAGGGCUAAAACCUUUUUAUUAUUUCAUCUAAUAGCUACUUUCAAGGGAUUCUGUGGAUAAAAAGUUUUAUCGAGGUUUUGCAUGAUCUAGGAGUUUAAGUUCCUCAUCCUUUGUUAUAUAAAUAGGUUAUGCAUAUUCAUUUCAUCUUAUAGAUUAGAUAUAUAUUUCUUUCCCACAUGUAUUCGCUUACAUAUAUGCUAUCAUUUGCUUUUAUUUUAGGGAAUCUGUGUCAUCUAUGUUCUACUUUAUUUGGUUUUAAGUUAAAGGCAGUUGUGCUUCUGACUGAUGAAAACCAAAUAUAAUUUUGAUUCACUUAUAUUUGGGAAGAUAAAAUAUAUUUUUUCCUUUAAAUUUUACUUUGUUGGGAAGCAAAUGAGUUGUUAAAUAUGUGCUGGAUUUGGAUUCAAACAUUAAAAUCAAGAAGUUCAAA